UGAAAAUGGCUUUAAGGCUAUGCCCGUGUUGAAUUGGUUCAAUUGACAACCGGACAGAGUGGGAAUUCGUGCUCGUUGUCCACGGCGAGGUAUAAAAGGGAUGGGAAUCGAUGGAACUGCCACGGUCGGGAAGGAAAAUCGGUCGGGAAAAAAGACCCAGCCUCGGGUUCUACUAUUCCUUUUUCUUCUUUUUCCUCAUGUAAUAAUUCUGGACUACUAUCUGUUCAGCCCGUCCCUAAGUGUGUCUUCAGUACGAAGUAUCUGAUGGCUAUAGCGAAGAGGAAGCUAUUCACACCCCUUCUCCAAGUCAUACA
Molecule: messenger RNA, 314 nt
Organism: Aspergillus neoniger CBS 115656
Lineage: Eukaryota; Fungi; Ascomycota; Eurotiomycetes; Eurotiales; Aspergillaceae
Exons: 1
Coding region: 101-265 (54 amino acids)
Source: RefSeq, a predicted model, not a curated record